Penicillium argentinense is the source of this 1866-nucleotide messenger RNA. RefSeq names its product DUF2985 domain-containing protein. The coding region runs from base 1 to 1866 and encodes 621 amino acids. The transcript is spliced from 4 exons. The record is from RefSeq and is a predicted model, not a curated record. NCBI's taxonomy places the organism in Eukaryota, Fungi, Ascomycota, Eurotiomycetes, Eurotiales, Aspergillaceae.
AUGGCGGAUCGCAUCGAGCCCGUGGACGACCCCGUUGAAGGGAAUCACCCAGACGCACAACCAACCGAAUCGAUCUCGGUCAGACCGCCGUUGACGACUCUGCGCCCUCGGGCGCCCUCUUCGUCAGGGCGAGCGCGCCGGCCUAGUAUUCGACUGUCGCGUCUCUCCUCCGUCUCCUCGUUCGAAAAUGAAGCGCAAUCCCAACAAGCGCAGCCGGAAACUCAGCCGGGGCCAUCGGUCAGCAGAUAUCCUUUCCCGGAGGUGACUUCACCCGUGGCCGAAGAGGAUGAAUCGGCGCACACGGGGCGACGGCGCAGUAGCUCUGAGCCGCGACCUGGACGAUGGUCGUCCCCUCCCCCCGACGUUCUAUCGCGGGUGGCGACACCCGGACGCAUGAUGCCUCUGAAGGAAGAAUCUUCCCGCCAAAGCCCCAUGUCUCCUCGUCCUGGUGCAAGCGAGAAUCAAGGUGCUGCACCGGAUGCUGCCUCCGAAUUGGCUGUUCCUCCACCCGUCACACAGCCGGGAAGGUUGCGGCGGACGAGCCAGGCGGCGUUAAACCGGUUCUCUCGCAACCGCGCAUCGACGGUUACCGGUGCCCCGCCGACCCUCAAGAACACAGAAGAUGACGAAAAUCGUCCGAACGAAUACGGCUCUCAUGUGGUGGAUGUACUGGACGUCAUUGACCCGGAGGUUUCGGCACUUUCAACCCUCACAAAUGUUCAGAACUCGCUGUUCGUCCCCAAUUUGGGUGGCUUCGUCAAUCGUAUGCCCACCUACACCAUCACUCGCCCGCCACCUUCGGAUGAAGAACAAGCGACUUCCACGGAUGAGGACCAGUCGGAGAGUGAUAAGCUCAAGGAACGGCCCACCUUGGAGCAGCUUCGUCCAUUCACUAGCAUGUCAUCGGUGUUGGUCGGCCCUCGCUAUGCCGUUUUGCCCGAGGGACAUGAGUUGGAAGGUUGGACUCGAGAAGAUUUCAUGGAGCUGAAUGAUCACGUUCGGCACAUGCUCCACUCUCGUCGCUCCAAGUUCAAGAGAGCGAUGAAAGGGUUUGGACAAUAUGUCUCCAAACCUCUCGGUUUCCUAAUUACUCUCUAUGCAACUCUAAUCACCUUGUUCGGUCUGGCUUGGGUUCUCUUCUUGAUCGGUUGGAUUAAUGUCGGCGGUAAACAAUUGCAAGUCAUCAACAUCAUCGACAACAUCCUAGUAGGCUUAUUCGCCAUUAUGGGUGAUGGAUUAGCUCCUUUCCGGGCUGUGGACACCUACCACAUGAUUUUCAUUGCACACUACACGCAUCUGACCUGGAAGAUCCGUCGUAAGCGGCAACUUCCUAAACUGAAGGACAAAAACGACCUUCCAUCGCAACGGGAGAAAGAUAUCGAUGUCGAGUUUGGCGACACCUCUAAGGAAGAUGAGCAUGAAUUUUCGGUCCUUGACCCUCGACAGCAACUUCGCCUGAUGCACCAUCAAAACAAGUUUGCCAAAUCGCACACCUUCUACAAACCCCACGAGACAUUUACCCAUCACGCUUUCCCACUUCGAAUUCUUAUUGCCAUCGUCGUCUUGCUUGAUUGUCAUUCGCUGCUUCAGAUGGCGCUGGGUGCCUGUACCUGGAGUAUGGAAGAUCCCGGAGAACGACCUUUUGCCUUGACCACCGUCAUCCUCUGUUGCUCAAUCACCUGCAAUAUCUCUGGUGGUGUGUUGAUCAUGAUCGGCGACCGACGUACGCGCAAGAAGGAGAUUGUGGAGAGACUCUUCCGGCAGCAAUUGACUGAAGAGGCGAUGAGGAAGAUGGAGAAGCGCAAAGUCAAGGAAGAGCGGCGCAGCAUGCAAAUGAGCCGCCCCGAGCCCUACGGUGGGACUUAA